This is a messenger RNA of Angiostrongylus costaricensis, 426 nucleotides long. Lineage: Eukaryota; Metazoa; Nematoda; Chromadorea; Rhabditida; Metastrongylidae. The record is from the annotation of a GenBank genome assembly.
AUGGCUAAUCUGAAGGUUUUCUACUUUGUAAUAGUCGGCCAUAACGAUCAGCCUCUGUUCGAGAUGGAUUUUCCACUUGGAGACAAGAAGGUUCGUGAGAUCGAAAACCGGUAUUUAAACCAGUUCAUUGCCCAUGCUGCUCUUGAUAUUGUUGAUGAGCAGGCCUUAACCAAUAACAACAUGUAUCUUAAGAUUGUGGAUAAGUUCAAUGAGUGGUUUGUAUCUGCUUUUGUUUCUGCUGGACGUAUCCGUUUUCUCAUGCUCCACACACAACGAUGUGAUGAAGGAAUUCGACAGUUCUUCCAGGAGAUGUACGAAACCUACAUAAAAUAUUCGAUGAACCCCUUCUAUACAAUCGAUUCAAUGAUAAAAUCUCACUCGUUCGAGCAGAAAGCUGCGCUUUAUGGACGAAAGUACCUGACUUAA